Molecule: messenger RNA, 1526 nt
Organism: Fukomys damarensis (Damara mole-rat)
Lineage: Eukaryota; Metazoa; Chordata; Mammalia; Rodentia; Bathyergidae
Gene: Sgcd
Product: sarcoglycan delta
Exons: 8
Coding region: 506-1375 (289 amino acids)
Biological process (GO): heart contraction; cardiac muscle tissue development
Cellular component (GO): sarcolemma; sarcoglycan complex
Source: RefSeq, a predicted model, not a curated record
ACGUGGCAGGAGUAAGUUUUAAAGGGGCAGCGUUGAGCGAGGAGAGAGCGGGCUUUAUCUGAGGCAUCUUGCACCCCAGAGCGGAGCCCCUGUCAAGCAUGGCUGAGCGGUCCGGAUUGGCUCUGGAAGCGAUUUCCCCGCCUGGAGUAGGGGCCCAGCCGUCGCCAUGAGCAGGGAGCGAGCCCGUCCCUUGACACAUGUGUUUCCCAUCCAUAGCUGGAGGCAGCCCAGGGGCUGCGAGUCAGCCCGCCACAGCCAGAUUGAAGUGUAGACAGAGUAAGGUUUCAAAGCAGCCCCAAGGAGCACGGGAAUGCUGUUCAGGAAAUUCUUCAGGCAUGGGCAGGGACUUGGCUACGGCUCUGCAGUUGGAAAAUCUGACUCGGGCAGCCUCUGAGCACAAGCGGGGCCUAACACACUCAGCAGGCUGCGUGGCAGCCUCCAGCACAGCUGCUCAGCACGCCCGACCUGGGACGCUUACCCUCGGCUGCUUUGUGAAACAGAGGAGAUGCCUCAGGAACAGUACACACACCACCGGAGCACCAUGCCCAGCUCCGAGGGACCACAGGUAUACAAAGUGGGGAUUUACGGCUGGCGGAAACGAUGCCUGUAUUUCUUUGUUCUACUCCUCAUGAUUUUGAUACUGGUGAACUUGGCCAUGACCAUCUGGAUUCUCAAAGUCAUGAACUUCACAAUUGAUGGAAUGGGAAAUCUGAGAAUCACAGAAAAAGGUCUAAAGCUAGAAGGAGACUCAGAAUUCUUACAACCUCUCUACGCCAAAGAAAUCCAGUCCCGACCAGGUAAUGCCCUAUACUUCAAAUCUGCCAGAAAUGUGACAGUGAACAUUCUCAAUGAUCAGACUAAAGUGCUAACUCAGCUGAUAACAGGUCCAAAAGCUGUAGAAGCUUAUGGCAAAAAGUUUGAAGUAAAAACAGUUUCUGGAAAAUUGCUCUUCUCUGCAGAUGACAAUGAAGUGGUAGUAGGAGCUGAGAGAUUAAGAGUUUUAGGAGCUGAGGGCACAGUUUUCCCAAAGUCUAUAGAAACACCUAAUGUCAGGGCAGACCCCUUCAAGGAACUAAGAUUGGAGUCCCCCACCCGGUCUCUGGUGAUGGAGGCCCCAAAGGGAGUAGAAAUAAAUGCAGAAGCCGGGAACAUGGAAGCCACCUGCAGAACUGAGUUGAGACUGGAAUCCAAAGAUGGAGAGAUUAAGUUAGAUGCUGCGAAAAUCAAACUACCUAGACUGCCUCACGGAUCCUACACACCUACAGGGACAAGGCAGAAGGUCUUCGAGAUCUGCGUCUGCGCCAAUGGGAGAUUGUUCCUGUCCCAGGCAGGAACCGGUUCCACCUGUCAGAUAAACACAAGUGUCUGCCUUUGAGAGACUCUCCAGAGUGGACAUUGUCAGCAGCCUGAAGGCCUUUUUUCUUGGCUUUAGACUUUGGCUGCCAGCUAUUUUUACUAGAACACAGAAAGCCUAUCAAAGACCUUUUAUGUGUGUGUGUAUACGCGUGAGUGUGUUUGCGUGUGUG